Mus musculus (house mouse) is the source of this 1699-nucleotide messenger RNA. RefSeq names its product guanine nucleotide binding protein (G protein), gamma 3 (gene Gng3). Gene Ontology annotation, biological process: positive regulation of cytosolic calcium ion concentration; G protein-coupled receptor signaling pathway. Lineage: Eukaryota; Metazoa; Chordata; Mammalia; Rodentia; Muridae. Gene Ontology annotation, cellular component: plasma membrane; heterotrimeric G-protein complex. The transcript has 3 exons. Bases 258 to 485 code for a protein of 75 amino acids. Gene Ontology annotation, molecular function: G-protein beta-subunit binding. The record is from RefSeq and is marked validated.
AGAAUCAGCAGCUCCUUCUAGCAUCCUUCAUCCUUCAGGUACCAGCCAUCUGGGCAGAACUUAAGCUGUGGAGACUGAGACCACCCCUCCAAGGAUCUCGUCUGAGCAUCUCUAGUGACCUUCUCUGCAUUAACUGUCAGUGCUACGGAUAUUUUUAGCUCCAAGUCCUGGCAGGGUGGGGCACCUAUCUGAGGCAGGGUUUGGUGCCCCCUCCCCACUGACCCUACAUCCCUGGCUGCCGCUGCUGUUACUUCAGGAUGAAAGGGGAGACCCCCGUUAACAGCACUAUGAGUAUUGGUCAAGCACGCAAGAUGGUGGAACAGCUUAAGAUUGAGGCCAGCUUGUGCCGGAUAAAGGUGUCCAAGGCAGCAGCAGACCUGAUGACAUACUGUGAUGCCCACGCUUGUGAGGACCCCCUCAUCACUCCUGUGCCCACUUCCGAGAACCCCUUCCGGGAGAAGAAGUUCUUCUGUGCGCUCCUCUGAAGAGCGGUGGACCUCCUCUGAACUCAUCGCCCCCUCCCAGACCCGCCCUUAGAUUGGAAAUUGUAGUAGAUCACUUCUACCCGCAUUUACCCGGAGAUUAUUUGAAGCACAAGGCCCUCCUUACCCAUGUCUACCCCAUCUCCUCACCCUUUCAGGCUAACUCCAAGCACCUUCUACUCUAUCUAUAAAGGGACCCCGCUAAACUGCCAAAAUCCUGCCUGUUUCCCUCGGUGAUCCAUCCGUUCAGGCAAUGGAGAGGGGGAUGCCCGGGUGCUCACCUGGAGCUAUGAAAGGUAAAGGCAUUUGAAGAAUAAAGUCAUUCAGAGCCUCAGAGGACAACGUCUGUGUUAGCGUUCUUGGGAAAGAGGAUCCUUAAUCGAUACACUUGCCAUAUCCAGGGAACAGGGCCAGUCGAGCCCGUUAGACAUUGUAAGGAUUGGAGAUCGCAAAGUAUAAGGUGCCCGAGCGCCCCCAGUGGGGGGUUGUUAAAACGAGCGCUCAGAAGCCGCGGAGCAUUCACACGAGCGCGCAACGUAAGCGGCGAGAACCACACAAGGGCGAGCAGGGUGGGUUUCCGCAGGCCCAGGGACAGCAGCCCCGGGGGGAGGUGGCCCGAGAGGCCGUGGGGCGGGACAGGGCGACUCGGCGCGGCAGCCAAUGCCCAAGAUGGCGGCUGCCUGUUCGUACCCGCAUGGAGGCACGCGCCGAGGGUGCUCUUAAAAUGGCGGUCCCCAGCGUUCCCAAUAGGGAACGAUCCCUUAUGCGAUCCUCUGGUCUUAAAAUGGCUGCCCCUGCCCUCUCAAAGUCAGAGUCAGGUUCUCUGUCCCAUAGAAUCUGGAACUAGACAUGCUUUGGAGACCAAUCACGGGGAGUGGGGAUGGGGAGACACCUAAAGCAGUCAUGGGUUCUUAAGUUCAGUGUGGUGACCAACACUCCGGAGGUGUUGGACACACACAGAGGCAGAUGGAUCUCUGAGUUCCAAGCCAGCCACGACGACACACAAUACACAAUGAAAUCCUGACUUAAAACAACCAGUCACUAGGACUGGGACCCAAGAAGCCCAGAGUGAGUUUUGCAUAAGAAUCUCGCCUGAGUAGAGGUUCCCUUUGAGGUGUAUGUAAUAACACAAAUGUGUUAAACAGGCCAUCUUGGAGCACCCUGUUCCUUGGUCUCUGUGGGAUCUAAAUAAGUAAUAAAUUUGUUUUCUUGUUGAA